ACCUUAAAUUUCAGCACAGGGUGCAGAGCCCUCAGCAUCGCCUGUGGAACUGGGCUCCAAGCAGCACAGGUAACCCCCUCCCCACCGCCCCCAGGCUGCACCACAGGGCUGCACCUCACAGCGGGUCAUGCUGUGCCCCCAGGAGCCAGCCAGGAUGCGCGCAACCCUCUUCUGCCUCUGCCUCUGCCUGCUGGGCACCGUGCUGCCCACGCCCGUGUCACUUCCAGCCAGGGCAAGAGGAAACUGCCCUGGACAGCACCAGAUACUGCUGAAAGGUUGCAACACCAAACAUGGCUUCUACAUCUUCCAGUACAUUUACUCCCACCUCAUGCAGAAAAAUCAGACACAGGUCAAGAAAGAAGAAGGUGACCACCAGGGCACAAUCCAUGGCCACUGGCUGGGUAAGGUGGAUGGGGAGGCCCCAGGGCAAGGUGCUGGAAGCAGCCAUGUGCCGGAGGACAAGGACAGCCCCAAGACCCACAGCCACAUCACUCCAGCAAGCAAAGGGGAAGGCCGUGCUCUGCGCCCCGGUAUUGGUGACAGCAACAGUGUGUAUCCCACCUCAACCAGUGUGGAAGGCAGCGGCGACAUGGGUUCGAUUUUGCUGGGGGAGAUCAUCAAUGGCGAAGAUGGCCUCCCCCAAAGCACCCACCCUGGUGGACCUCAUGGAGAUGGCGAUGGUGGUAACGGUGUCCUGGUGGAUGGGGCUGUGACUGCAGGGAGGGAGAGGGCCUCUGGUUCCGAAGGGGCUGGGAGUGAGGGUGGUAGCCAUGCCCCUGUGCCCGACCAAGGGCAAGCAGGCACCAUGGGGACAGGAGACUCUGCCAUCACCUCUGUCACAGACUCUGCCAUCACCUCUGUCACCAAGAAGGAGGAUGUCCAUGUGGACACGGAAGGCAUAGAUGAGUUCGCAUACAUCCCUGAUGUAGACGCUGUCACCAUCACACGGGGGCAGGACGGUGAAACACAUAUCUCUCCGGAGGAUGAGGUGAAGAUCUUCAUUGGAAGAGCCAACAUCCAAGUGGGUGAGAAUGACAGCAGUGUGGGCAGCGCUGGUGCUACCAGUGAGGCCAAUGUCAUCCCUACAGUGGUGACCGUCAGGCCUCAGGGACACCCUGAGGAAUCAGCCACCAUGGCCACCCUGCAUCAUGGGGACAGUGUCACCAGCAGGCCUGUGGGCCACCCUUCUGUAGGAAACAGUGGGGAUGGUGCCACUGAAAUCCACAGCGGACAAGAGCUGGAGGCCCCUAGCCCUUGGGAGAGCACUGGUGGCGAUGCCACUGUCACCAUGGCAGUUGGUGUCCAAAGUGGCAAGGGGAGAAGCGGACAGAGGGCACUGGGGAAGCAUAGCCUUCCAGCCACCAUGACAACUCGGGGUGGCAGAGGAACAGCCUCCUCAGGGCUGACUACAGGGGACUGCAGCACUGCUGCCAGCACACCGUCCAGGAAAGGGAGCCAUGUGGUCAGUGCAGGGCAAGGAGAGAGCGGGGAGGUGGGGACAGCAGGCCCAGAGAGACAGAGGGCUAGGGUCCAGCAAGAGGUGGCACCAGCACGUGGUGUGGUGGGAGGAAUGGUGGUCCCUGAGGGGCACAGGGCUAGAGUCCAGCAAGAGGUGGCACCAGCACGUGGUGUGGUGGGAGGAAUGGUGGUUCCUGAGGGGCACAGAGCCAGGACCCAGCCAGAGGUGGCAUCAGCACCCAGCACUGUGGGGAAAGCAGCCCCAGAGAGGCACAGGAACAGGGCUCAGCAAGAAGUAGCACCAGUGCCCAGCAUGGUGGUGGAAACAGUGGCCCCAGAGAGGCACAGGGCCAGGGUGCGGCCAGAGUCAGCCAGGCUGGGACAAGCAGCGAGGCCAGAGGUGGCACCAGCACCCAGCACAGGGGGGAGAAUUGUGGCCCCAGGGGGGCACCGGGCCAGGGUUUGGCCAGGGGCAGCACCGGCACCUGGAGUGGUGGGGGUGGCCAGGCCAGCCCUCAGCAAAGCCUAUAAUGGGGACAAAAGGGUUGCCAUAGGAAAGUCCACUGAUGUGCCAAGGGAUCCCUGGGUGUGGGGCAGCGCCCACCCCCAGGCCCAGCACACCAGGGGCAGCACGGUGGCAGGAGGCUUUGCCCAUCUGCACAGAGGGCAAAGGUUGGGGGGCCUGACAGAGAUGGAGCACUCCAGGCAGGUGGAGCAGGUGAGGCACGCCGACCGGCUGCGCCUGCAUGAGCGGGCCGUGUAUGGCCUCAGCGGGGUGGGCGGCCCCCUGCAGCCUCCCGCAGUCCACACUGACCCCUGGAGCGCCGACAGCAGCCAGUCUUCUGAGGGGCGGUGGGGCAGCCACAGCGACAGCCGUGAGGAGGAUGGCGAGGUCAGAGGGUAUCCCUACGGCCGACAGUCCCUCUGAGGAGUGCCCUCAGAAGGGUCAGGGUGAUGCAGCACCCUCUCGGUGGCGUAGGGUAGCAUUGUUUCCGUGGAAAGAUGUGGGGAGAAAAGCCCUCCAAACCUCAUCGUGCUU
Gallus gallus (chicken) is the source of this 2497-nucleotide messenger RNA. RefSeq names its product matrix extracellular phosphoglycoprotein (gene MEPE). Bases 128 to 2386 code for a protein of 752 amino acids. Lineage: Eukaryota; Metazoa; Chordata; Aves; Galliformes; Phasianidae. Gene Ontology annotation, molecular function: extracellular matrix protein binding. The record is from RefSeq and is a predicted model, not a curated record. Gene Ontology annotation, biological process: biomineral tissue development. Gene Ontology annotation, cellular component: extracellular matrix. The transcript is spliced from 4 exons.